Coccidioides posadasii C735 delta SOWgp is the source of this 1297-nucleotide messenger RNA. RefSeq names its product Phospho-2-dehydro-3-deoxyheptonate aldolase amt16. Gene Ontology annotation, cellular component: cytoplasm. Gene Ontology annotation, biological process: aromatic amino acid biosynthetic process. Gene Ontology annotation, molecular function: 3-deoxy-7-phosphoheptulonate synthase activity. NCBI's taxonomy places the organism in Eukaryota, Fungi, Ascomycota, Eurotiomycetes, Onygenales, Onygenaceae. The record is from RefSeq and is a predicted model, not a curated record.
GUUCACGCUGGAGCUUCAACCUCUUUAUAGUCAUUCCCUCUUCCUUUGCCCAGCUCGUACAGCUGCUUGACUCUUGGUUCUUAUCCACAGCGGACGGUCAAUCGUAUCCCGUUAAACUUCCCCGCCUUCAAAACCAAGUGAAAGCUUUGCUCGUAUCCCAGCAAUGGCCCCGCAACCAUGGUAUAUUGAAAACCCCAAUGUCGGGAAUCGAAGCCAUGCGGAGGAUUGGCGAAUCCGCGGGUACAACCCGCUGACACCGCCCAAUCUCCUCCAGCAUGAGAUCCCGCAAACUCCUCACUCCAAGAAGACAGUCUUGAUGUCCAGAGAGGAGGCCGCCGCAGUCGUCAACGGCAUUGACCCCAAGAACCGCCUCAUGGUCAUCGUUGGACCGUGCUCGAUCCACGACCCCGAAGCUGCCAUGGAGUACUGCAGCCGCCUCCUCAAGCUCAAAGAGAAAUAUAAGAAUGAGCUCUUGAUCAUCAUGCGAUCGUACCUCGAGAAGCCACGUACUACAGUUGGCUGGAAAGGUCUGAUCAACGACCCCGACGUCGACAAUUCCUUCCAGAUCAACAAGGGUCUUCGCAUCGCCAGGCAGCUGUUCGUCGAUCUGACCGACAAGGGAAUGCCAAUUGCCAGCGAAAUGCUCGACACCAUUUCCCCCCAGUUCCUUGCCGACUUACUCUCCGUUGGCGCGAUCGGUGCCCGAACCACCGAGUCCCAGCUCCACCGCGAGCUCGCCAGCGGGCUAUCUUUCCCCGUAGGUUUCAAGAACGGCACAGACGGCUCUCUCGACGUAGCCGUGGAUGCCAUUGGCGCCGUCAAGCACCCCCACCACUUCCUCAGCGUAACCAAACCUGGUGUCGUCUCCAUCGUCGGGACGAUGGGCAACGAGGACUGCUUCAUCAUUUUGCGCGGCGGCAAGAAAGGCCCUAACUACGACGCAGCCUCGGUCGCAGCUGCAAAGAAGAGACUCAUCGAAAAGGCCGUCAAUCCCAGAUUAAUGAUUGACUGCAGCCAUGGCAACUCGGAGAAGAACCAUAAGAACCAACCCAAAGUUGCCGCAAACAUUGCAGCUCAGAUCGCUGGGGGAGAAACCGCUAUUAUGGGCGUGAUGAUCGAAAGUCAUAUUAACGAGGGCAACCAACCCGUCUCACCCCAGGGCAAAGCUGGCCUCAAAUACGGCGUCAGCAUUACCGAUGCCUGCAUUGGCUGGGAAGACACAGAAUCUGUUCUUGCCACCCUUGCAGACGCGGUAAAAAAGCGGCAAGCCAUCGAGGCAGAGAAGGCCAGCUCGUAA